AUGCGGCCCCUCACAGAGGAGGAGACCAAGGCCGUGUUUGAGAAGCUCUACAAGUUCAUAGGCAAGGACAUCAAGAGCCUCAUAGAGCGUCCGGACGGCCUCUACUGCUUCCGCCUGCACAAGAACCGCAUCUUCUAUGUCAGCGAGUCCAUCAUGAAGCGCGCCACAAACGUGGGGCGCGACAACCUGGUGUUCCUGGGGACCUGUGUGGGCAAGCUCACACACUCGGGGAAGUUCCGGCUCACCAUCGGCGCCCUGGACAUCCUCGCACAGUUCGCAAAGCACAAGGUGUGGGUCAAGCCGUCUGCGGAGAUGCAGUUUCUGUACGGCAACCACGUCGUCAAGUCUGGCCUGGGCCGCAUCACCGAGAACACGCCGUCCUACACCGGCGUCGUGGUGUACUCGAUGUCUGACGUGCCCCUCGGGUUUGGCGUCACCGCCAAGAGCACCAACGAGUGCCGCUCCAUGGACCCCAGCGGCGUCGUGGCGUUCCACCAAGCGGACUGCGGGGAGUACUUGAGAGCGGAGGACGACCUGUGA
Molecule: messenger RNA, 540 nt
Organism: Monoraphidium neglectum
Lineage: Eukaryota; Viridiplantae; Chlorophyta; Chlorophyceae; Sphaeropleales; Selenastraceae
Product: 60S ribosome subunit biogeneis protein NIP7-like protein
Exons: 4
Coding region: 1-540 (179 amino acids)
Biological process (GO): ribosomal large subunit biogenesis; ribosome assembly
Cellular component (GO): nucleus; nucleolus; preribosome, large subunit precursor
Molecular function (GO): RNA binding
Source: RefSeq, a predicted model, not a curated record